AUGGCAGGUCUUGCAACCGGCUGCAUCAUCUUCAUCCCUAUCGCCCUGCGCAUCGGCCGUCGACCUGUUUAUCUCGUUACGUCGUUGAUUAUGUUUGGUGCUGGGGCGUGGCAAGCUGAGACGCAUACUGUUGGGGAUAUGAUCGGUAUGAAUACUAUCGCAGGUAUCGCUGGAGCUGUCAAUGAGGCCUUGUUCCAGGUUACGGUCACGGAACUUUUCUUCGUCCAUCAACGUGGUACAAUGAACGGUAUCUACUUCAUGAUGGUCCUGGUAGGGAACUACCUUGGACCUGUCUACGGUGGCCAAGUCGCCGUGACAAUGGGCUGGCGCUGGGCUUGCUGGUCCGCCACCGUUUUCACCGGCAUCGUCACCGUCCUCAUGUUCUUCUUCCUCGAAGAAACAAAGUACAUCCCCGCACCGCUCAACGGCCACGACCCUCGAGUCACCACAUCCUCACCCACCGAUAACGAGUUCUCCAAGAUUAACAGCACCGCAAAGACACCCUUGCCAAACGAUUCACCAGCCAGCGUCGACUCUAUGGACCAGCAGAGUGAUACUGUUGAGAUAGAUCACAGCAUUCCGAUGAACUCUUACUGGAAGCGCCAUGCCCUUUUGACAUUGGAUAAGCAUGAGUCCACUCAGAAGCGAACGUUCUGGAGAGACGUUUACGAGCCUUUCCAACUCCUCGCCACAUUUCCAGCUGUGAUGUUCGCCGCGUUGCAGUAUGGCUGGAGUAUUGCCAUGCUCGCCAUUCUAGCAGUGACACAAAGUUCACUCUACUCCAUUCCGCCGUAUAACUUCACAGCUGCAGGUGUUGGAAACAUGAAUAUCCCUCCAUUCAUCGGUGCAAUCCUGGGAGCCAUCUUUGGAGGACCACUCGUUGACUGGUCCAUUGUGCAGAUUGCGAAACGCCGUGGGGGUAUCUAUGAGCCCGAGACGAGAUUGUGGCUAUUCCUGGUUCCUGGGUUAUCCAUGACUAUCGGAUGUCUCAUGUAUGGACUCACCAUUGCCAAGGGAAUGCCUUGGAUCAUCAAUGCUGUAGGCGCAGGCUUCAUCGGUUUCGCCAUUGGAGGCGGCGGAGAUAUGUCCCUCACAUUCCUUCAGGAUUCUCACGAACAUGCAAGUUAUCCCAACUCCAAUCGUCCUGCUAUGGUCUAA
This is a messenger RNA of Fusarium musae, 1158 nucleotides long. RefSeq lists its product as uncharacterized. The record is from RefSeq and is a predicted model, not a curated record. The transcript has 3 exons. NCBI's taxonomy places the organism in Eukaryota, Fungi, Ascomycota, Sordariomycetes, Hypocreales, Nectriaceae. Gene Ontology annotation, molecular function: transmembrane transporter activity. Gene Ontology annotation, biological process: transmembrane transport. The coding region runs from base 1 to 1158 and encodes 385 amino acids.